AUGCCAAACGAAAAAUAUUUGGGUGUUCGAUCGUAUUAUCAAGAUUCUGUUACGGUGACGAUGAAGGGGUUUGAUAUUUACUUAACGAGAAUUUUGACUGUCUUCACAGCAAUUGAUUUAUCAUCUAACAAAUUUAGUGGAGAUAUUCCAAAUGUGAUCGGAAGGCUUAAUUCUCUCAUAGUGCUUAAUUUAUCUCAUAAUAGCCUUACGGGCCUUAUUCCAUCAUCUUUAGGAGACCUGACAGAGCUUGAAUCACUGGACCUCUCUUCAAACCAGCUUAUUGGGAAAAUUCCUAACCAAUUAAAGAGUUUGACAUUUCUUGAGGUCUUUAACCUUUCAUGGAACCAUCUCGAUGGACCCAUACCGCAAGGUGAACAAUUUGAUACAUUUGGAAAUGAUUCAUACGUUGGGAACUCGGGAUUAUGUGGGUUUCCAUUGUCAAAGGAAUGUAAAGAUAAGCAGGCACAAGUUCAGCCAGGUGUGCUAUUACAACAAGAUGGCUCAAAUUAUGUAAGUGGAUUUACUUGGGAAACCGUGGUGAUGGGGUAUGGCUGUGGACUGGCAUUGGGAUUGGUUCUUGGAUUUCUCAUGUUCUUAACUGGAAAACCAAAAUUGUUUGUAAGAAUUGUUGAAGGGAAAAAGCAUAAAAAGGUGAAAAUGUUGAGGCGAGGUGGCAGAAGAAAUUAG
Molecule: messenger RNA, 687 nt
Organism: Camellia sinensis
Lineage: Eukaryota; Viridiplantae; Streptophyta; Magnoliopsida; Ericales; Theaceae
Source: RefSeq, a predicted model, not a curated record